This is a messenger RNA of Ochlerotatus camptorhynchus, 1893 nucleotides long. RefSeq lists its product as uncharacterized. The transcript is spliced from 3 exons. The coding region runs from base 102 to 1796 and encodes 564 amino acids. Lineage: Eukaryota; Metazoa; Arthropoda; Insecta; Diptera; Culicidae. Gene Ontology annotation, molecular function: RNA uridylyltransferase activity. The record is from RefSeq and is a predicted model, not a curated record.
GACGCCUGAACUGAAAUUUGCGGUGCGCGCUUUGAUUUUUAUACUUACGUGACUGUUGCUGUUAUUUUGUGCAGUUUAUCAGAAACCAUUAUCUUGAAGAAAUGGCUCACUUGCAUCUGCAGCUGUUUGCGCACCGGUUCAACGAGAUAGCGGAAGAUUACCUGCGACGGUUCAACUGGAUCUACGCGGGCGUUGUUUCCGAAGUGGACAACCUGUUGCGUGCGAUCAACGCCACCUGUUCGAAGCAACACUUCGCCAGCCCAAGAUCCUUGGUUUUCGACGAUGUGGCCUUCUGCCGGGAGAUUUUGCACUUUUUCGAUCCGGUCCAGUGCUGUCAGAAAACCCUGUGGAACACCGACACGCUGAUUAUGCACAUUUUGCGCCACGGCGGACGGGAUGAACUUGACGAAGAUACGAAGCGCUUGGCCAUCCUGUUCAAUCUGUACGUACAGAUUGGGGCGAGCAUUCUGGUUCGGUACGAUAACAACUAUGAAAUGAUGGAGCAGUUCACGGCCCAACUGCUGCGUAAAGCAGCCGACUAUCUGAGCUGUAUCCGGAAUAAGCCAGUUCGUGAGGACGCCUCAGCGGGGGACACCUUCGCCCAAGGUACGUUCGCCAAAUGGAAGUACGUUUUUGACUAUACCUGUACAACGUGCUGCGACGCGGGAAUCAAAAAAUGCCGUUUCGACGAUGCUAUUGCUUGGUUCAAGAUCCAUCAAACCACGUUGGUGGUCAAUCAGAUCCGCCACUUGGGUACCAAGGUGCAUGCGGCUAACAUGCGUAACGUACUGCCGGACCACAUUGUUCCAACGAUUACUCAACCCCGCCAGGAACCGCUGGAGAUCAACAACAAUACUCAAUGGUCGAAAGCGGCCAUGUACCUGUUGGAGGUACGGGAAUCUGAACUCGAUAAACUUUGCUUUAAGGGAGCGGCAAUUCAACUCAACACCCCAGUGGAAACUAUUCGGCGCUAUCUCAAGGGAAAGCUUGAUCCACUAUUGACAGACAUUAUUGUCGAACCCUUCGGUUCACGCGUUACCGGUGUCGGUAAUGACCAGUCCGAUCUCGAUCUACGUAUCAAAUGGAAAUCCAACAUGAAAGCGACCAAGGCGUACUUGAAGGCCGUUGAAUGGGCUAAAACGGACACCAGCGAAGUCGAAGUUAUCCGCGAAAUUCCCGCAGGACCCAUGGUGCUUACCAUCCACGUUCUACCACCAUUGGAUAUAACAUUGGACCUCACCUUUGCCAGCCCUUACAUCGUCGCCAACAGCGAACUGAUCCAGUACUUCUUCCGUCUUCAACCAAUGGCACGUAAACUGUUCUUUCUGCUCAAGGAAUGGAAACAGCAAACGAAUCUUUCGCGCAGCUUUCAUCAUCAUGUCCUAAUUAUGAUGAUACUAUUCCACAUGCAGCAGGAAAAGUACAUUCCACCGAUCGUUUCCCUGCUGGUUGGCCCAGUUUUAUUGGACAACAAUACAUAUAACACCGCGUUUGCCGAAUCAAUCACAUCGUUCCAAAGACCAACAAACCUUCUCACACUGUUGAGAAGCUUCUUCGCGUACUGGUCUCAGUUCAACUGGGCCAGAAAUGGCGCUUGCCUUUCGGAUGGCCGGGUAAGGCCCAAAGAAUCGUUCCGCAUCGCAUCGGCACGUAAGUCGGUCCCGCCGAUGAUGGCCACCGAUUACUUCGACCAAUCCCGAAACAUUGCCGCCAGCAUUCACACCGGCGACCAUCAAAAGUUUGUUCAGGCCUGCAAGGAGGCCGUCGAAGUGCUGCAGAUGAAGAAAUCCAUUUGAGGUGCCUGAGAUGUCGCAUGUUUUGCAUUACCUUGGACAUUUAUUUGCCUUGAAUUACGUUUCUUGAUUUGAAUUUUAUGUUCUGACUUAUGAAUGC